GUCUCUGUAGAAAGAUGAUGGAGCAAAUCAGCCCCAAGGUACAAGACGACGGAAUCAAGAAUGCGGAUGGCAAGCCUAUCGCUGGUGGUCAGCUCUUCAGGAAGUAUCUGCUCAACCGCUGUCAAGAGGAUUUCGAGCGUGGAUGGGUGGCUAAAGAGGCUACUGCUGCAGCCGCUGUCGCUAAAGCAAGCGAGGACAAGGCUGCCAAGGCAGCUCACGACAAGAGCGGUGCUGGCGGUGAGGAGAGCGAGUUAUAUUCUGAAGAAUAUUAUGCUGCUCAGAAGGCGAAACGUCAAGGUCUUGGUCUCAUCAAGUUCAUCGGAGAGCUCUUCAAGCUGCAAAUGUUGACAGAGAGGAUCAUGCACGAGUGUGUUAAGAAGCUUCUUGGCAACGUCGAAAACCCUGAGGAGGAAGAGAUUGAGAGCUUGUGCAAGCUUCUCACUACUGUUGGUCAAAUUCUAGACACUCCCAAGGCACGCGCACACAUGGAUGUUUACUUCACUCGGAUGAAAGAGCUCGGUAAGGGCAAUAAUGUCAGUUCACGUAUGCAAUUCAUGCUUCAGGACCUCGUCGAAUUACGUGAGCGUAAGUGGAUAAGUCGUAAUGCUGUGGCUGCACCAACGACGCUCGCUGCAGUUCACGAAGCUGCUGCCAAAGAGAAGGCGGCUCAGGAGAAAGAGUCGUAUCAGCGCCAAAUGAGCAUGUCUCGUGGUGGGUCACGGAGAGGUGGCGAGCGCGGAGGUGAUGCUCAAGUGGGCCCUGAUGGAUGGGCAGUUGCAGGUGGAUCUGGUCCUCCAAGACCCCCACCCAAAGCUGGUGAUCUGUCGAACUUCGGAAAGAUCCAGAAAGCAACACCUGUGACGUUUGGACCUAGCAGUAUUUUCGUUGGUGGCAAGAAAGAGCAGAGCUUGAAGCGCGAGGCGUUAUCACGGACAAACUCUAGUUCAAAUAUGUUCUCUAUGCUGAGCCAGAACCCAGAGCUUGCUGCCGAAGCCGCGGCUGUGAAGUCUUCUCGACCGCCAAGUCGCAAGGCAAGCGUGGACUUCAAUCAGACUGGUUUACCAGAACAGCCUCUUCAGAGAAAGAAAUUGCAGCUGCUCCCGCGGUCGAAGCCUACUGAAGAGUCGACACCUGCAGUUACCGAAGGAGUUUCGGAAGACGAGCCCGUUGAGAGUGUUACAGCGGACGUUCCCUCGAUGACAGAAGCCGAAGCACAGAAGAAAAUAAAUGAGGAUGUUAAAGAGUUCUUUGGUGUCAGGAAUCUAGAAGAAGCUGAGGUUUACUUCACGAAUCUUCCAGCCGAGCAUAGGUUCAGACUGGUCGACAAGUUGGUAGCAUCAGCGUUGGAGAGCAAGGAGGCAGAUGCACGAUUGGUAGGGGAGUUCUUUGCGCAAGCAUCGGACAAGGGAGCGUGUGAUGCGAGUGCUUUCGAGGACGGUUUCACACCGAUGGCUGAGUUCUUGGACGAUAUUGCCAUUGAUGCGCCCAAGGCUUUCGAAUACAUGGCGAUAAUGUUACGUGGAGCAGGCAUGGACAAAGACGAGGAGAGACUAGGGAGGAUUGCAGGCAAGUCAAUGGACAGUGACAAGCUGCUCAAGUUGGUGUCAUCGUAGAUUAUCGUCGGUUCCUUCGCUGCGCAUCGUCACUUUUUUUUGCAUCUCGCAUUGCUUCGUUCUGGUUUUCGUUUCAGUUUGGUCCUUUUCUUUCGCUAUUUGCAUUCUUUCGUUCUCUUUUUCAUCAUUAUUGAUCGCCAUCCAUGUUCUGCACUAAUAUCUGUACACACGGCUGCAGAGCCUCCCUCCCACAUUUUCCACAUUAUUUUACCGCUCUCAUUCAGUACGUUAGGUACAUUGUGAGCAAUAUACUCCAGCAGACAACUC
Serpula lacrymans var. lacrymans S7.9 is the source of this 1880-nucleotide messenger RNA. RefSeq lists its product as uncharacterized. Bases 15 to 1613 code for a protein of 532 amino acids. NCBI's taxonomy places the organism in Eukaryota, Fungi, Basidiomycota, Agaricomycetes, Boletales, Serpulaceae. Gene Ontology annotation, cellular component: eukaryotic translation initiation factor 4F complex. The record is from RefSeq and is a predicted model, not a curated record. Gene Ontology annotation, molecular function: protein binding; mRNA binding; translation initiation factor activity. The transcript has 3 exons.